AUGGAAUCUCACGAGACAUCCAUGGAUAGCCAUGGCGCCACUGCCACGCAGAGGCACGGCAAGGAGAAGGAGAGGUUCCUGGACUGCCUCAGGGCAGCUCCAUCCAAGAAGCUAUGGCUGCACCGCUUCGGCGUCACCACCCUCCGCGCGCGCACCGUGGACUGGCGCGCCCUGCGCGCCAGGUGCAAGGCCUGGGCGAGGCACCCCACGAACGCCGCGCUCCUGGUGUGGCUCGCCUUCGUCGCCGCGGGCGUCGCGUUUGUCUUCCUGCUCAUGACGGGGGCGCUCAACUCCGCCGUGCCCGACGCGUCCCGGCGCAGGCGGUGGACGGAGGUGGCGAACCAGGUGCUGAACGCGCUCUUCACCGUCAUGUGCGUGUACCAGCACCCGCGGCUCUGCCACCAUCUGGCGCUCCUGUUGCGGUGGCGCGACGCGGACGCCCGCGAGCUCCGUGGCGUGUACUGCAGCAACGCCGGCGGCGCGCGGCGGGAGCGGCUCCACGUCGGCGUCGUGCUGCUGCUGCUGCACGCCACGUGCUUCGCGCAGUACGCCUACUGCGCGCUGUUCUGGAGCUUCACUGGCCAGACGCGCCCCGACUGGGCUGUCAACCUGUGCAUGGCGCUCGGCCUCGGCUUCCCCGUCGCUGCCGCACUCUACAUGGUCUACGGCCCGCUCGGCGGCGGAAAGUCGGUGCUCCCGGAGUCCAGCGACGAGGCGGUGCUGGCCCUGGAGGAGUCGACGGCCGUGAACGCGUCGCGGUCGCAGUACAGCGGCAGAGUGGUGGUGACCAAGGCGGAGUGGGCUGGCGGGCUGUUCGACCUCGCCGACGACCCGGCGGUGGCGGCGCUGUCGCUGACGUGCACGUUCUGCGUGUUGGGUUGGAACAUGGAGCGCCUGGGACUGGGCAACAUGUACGUGCACGUCUUCACGUUCGCGCUCCUCUGCGCCGCGCCGGUGCUGGUGUUCGCCGUCGCCGCGCUCAACAUCCACGACGCCACGCUCGGGUGUGUCGUUGGUGCCGCGGGCGCGCUGCUGUCCGUGCUGGGUCUGUUGUACGGUGGCUUCUGGCGCGCGCAGAUGAGGCGGCGGCUCGGACUGCCGGCAGACCGCUCCGUGUGCGGUGGCCGGCCGGCGACCGCGGACUACGUCAAGUGGCUGCUCUGCGCGCCGUGUGCGCUGGCGCAGGAGGUGAGGACGGGCAACCUGUACUACGACGUCGAGGACGUGCCGGUGGAGGAGAAAGAAAAACCAGCAAUGGCGCCUCUGGACAGGGAAGGGCGCGCCGUGCCAUGGACCGCCGGCAAUGCCGUAGCCACCGAUGCACCGCCGGUGCCGGUGAUGAUCACCGCCACGUACAAGUAGAGGGAUUGAUUUAUGUGCAGACUCAUAUACCUGGAGG
This is a messenger RNA of Panicum hallii, 1399 nucleotides long. RefSeq lists its product as uncharacterized. The coding region runs from base 1 to 1362 and encodes 453 amino acids. NCBI's taxonomy places the organism in Eukaryota, Viridiplantae, Streptophyta, Magnoliopsida, Poales, Poaceae. The transcript has a single exon. Gene Ontology annotation, biological process: sesquiterpene biosynthetic process. Gene Ontology annotation, molecular function: cyclase activity. The record is from RefSeq and is a predicted model, not a curated record.